Messenger RNA from Notolabrus celidotus (New Zealand spotty), 2869 nucleotides. Its product is annotated as F-box only protein 40. Gene Ontology annotation, molecular function: zinc ion binding; protein binding; ubiquitin protein ligase activity. Gene Ontology annotation, cellular component: cytoplasm. Lineage: Eukaryota; Metazoa; Chordata; Actinopteri; Labriformes; Labridae. The coding region runs from base 24 to 2069 and encodes 681 amino acids. The record is from RefSeq and is a predicted model, not a curated record. The transcript is spliced from 3 exons.
CUCUCCUCAGAUGAUCAGUCACAAUGGUGAAGAACAGAGCGGUGCCUGCGGGCCGUCAUGAGCAUUGUGACAAGUGUUUCAACAUCCACUGUCAGUUCCCCGUGCACGUUUCCUUCUCAUGCAUGAUCAUCAAGUGUCGUAAAAACUGCGGCGCCACCUUCCACAUGUGCAAACAAGAGGAGCACCAGCUCCUCUGUCCAAAUGAGACAGUCUCCUGCCUUAAUGUUUCUUACGGCUGUCCUCUCAGCAUGCUGCGCCACAAGCAGGCCAAACACCUGGAGGUGUGUCCUGCCAGCGUGGUCUGCUGCUCGCAAGAGUGGAACCGUUGGCCUGUAUCAGAAACUGAUCUGACCUUCUACAGAAAUGUGUCAGAAAGCCUUCAAACUGAGGUGAACCUUGAUGUUUCUAUGGCUCUCAGGGACCAAGAGCUGCUGUUUCGAUCCAUCAAAAUGAAGAACAUUUUCCCCGAGUUGAUGGUACAAGAUAUUUCUGAUGUGGUUGACAGUCCUGCAGCAGAAGAAGAAGCAGCAUGCUCUCCAGUUUGUAGUGAGGUUACAGGAAAUGGAUGCACACAGAUGGAGGACAAAGAACAGAGCCAAGAGGAGAGAGAUGCUCUGGCAAUGUGUAGAAAUGUAGAAAAUAUUCAGAGCUACAACACCUGGGAGAAAAUGUUCAAUAAGGAGAAGGAGGGGUGCAAGCAAACGGUCAAAAACCUGAACAAGAGAGAGGAAAAAGAAAAGGGGCAGGGAGAAUCAUCAAACUGUCGGGCAGAGAUAAGAGAGCCACAUGUGAGCCAAGAGAAGACUGCUCAAAGCAUGGAUGGUGCAACUGGCCUCGCUCCAUGGCAGGACGGGGUUCUUGAGAGGCUAGGAAAGGAGGUCAACGUUGCCGAAUACAACAUGUAUCUGGUUCACAACGGGGCGAUGCUGAUUAACUUUGGCCAACUACCUGCUUGCACUCCGAGAGAGAAGGAUUUUGUUUAUGGGAAGCUGGAGCCAAUCAAGGUUGAAACUGUCCGCACGUUUAACGUUCCUACCAGCUAUCGAGCAAAACGCUGCUGCAUCAAAGAUCCCUCAUGGAAGACCAAGACCACGCACCAGAGCGUUGACACUGCAGAUCUGGGUGUAUCAGAAGAGGAUCUACCAAAGUGUGACGAGGUUAACACCACACUCCUCUGCUCAUUGGAAAAGGAACUGAAGGGACAUUUAAUCUCAGAGGGCUCGUCGGUCGAUGGUCAUUAUAUCGACGUUGGAACACAAACUUACAGCUUCGAUUCUGCUCCGUUCCAAACAGACGCCUCACUCGCUGAUGUCAUCGCAGACAAACCUCCCGGUCUUUAUGUACACGUGGAAGCAGAAUCUGUCACCAGGCGCCACAACAAGACAAGUUCAGCCUUCAGCUACAUGUGUGGCCACUUCUUUCGCCGGGAUGAAUACCGCUCUCAUUUCAAGAAUGUGCACUCUGACAUACAGGCCUCUCUCAGCGGCUGGUUCCAACAACGUUGCCCUUUAGCAUACCUCGGCUGCACUUUCACUCAGGCCAGGUUUCACCCUGCAGGUCACCCAGCAACAAUCAAAUUCUGUCAAGAUGUCAGCACCUUUGUCCUCCAGCCUGAUGCCCCUUCAUUCCUCUGCAAAGGAGGUAAAACCUUCAGCCCUCAGAGAAACGCUGAACAUAAUCGGGAUCCCUUGAGCAGCCUGCCCCUGGAGAUCCUGCAGCACAUUGCUGCUUACCUCGACAGUUUUACAUUAUUUCAGCUGUCCAAGGUCUCCCGUCUGAUGAGGGAGGUGUGUGCCACACUGUUGCAGGAGAGAGGGAUGGUUUCCCUGAAAUGGAAGAAAAAGACAUACUCCCAUGGGGGUAGCUCCUGGAGAUGUCGAGAGAAAGUUUGGGAGUUCAGCUCUCUGUUCUCCUCUGUGGACAGAUGGUGCUUCAGAGACACUCCUUCCAUGUCAGAGCACCUGAAAAGCUGCUCCUUCUACCAGAGAGAGGAGCACACCGAGCCAGUGGCUUUAGCCUGCCUGGGAGAGGUCACGGACAAGUAUACAGCAGGGAAGAAUAAAAGAUAAUGCUCAUGCGGUCUCAGAGCUCAGCGGGCAGACAACAACACCAGCAAUGCCAUGUUAAGAAGCACUCAGAUGUGAGAUGUAUGCACCCACAGAACUGUACUGAGGAUAAAGGGCCUGUUAUUUCAGCUGGUGUACAGACUCUGAAGGGGAAACUGUGUGCUGCAGCCAGACUCUGAGAUGGUUUCUGCAAGUGACAGAUUAACUUUGGCAUCAACUACAGCCUCAGAGGAUUUUAAUGUGAUUUAUUUAACCUCCUUGAAAUGCCUGAGUGGGAGGAAUGCUUUAGGACGGUUUUGUUUAUGCUUUGUUUAUUGAGGAAAGAUGAAACUUAAACAAUCACUGCGAGGACACUAAAUCCUCUAAUUUAAUGAAACAGUGUGUGAGACGGGUCCUCAUAUUGUGUUUUAUCAGACUAGCUGCUUUUGUUUGCCACACUGAGCUGACGAGUGUUGUUUGUUUCAUCAUGUUUCAUUGUUAUGGUGCAAAGCAUUAGUGCAAGUCUGCUCUUGUUGACUGCUUUCAAAAUGGCAAGACUGACAUCUAGUGGGGGGAAAGUGGAAGUGCAGCACCUUUAUGAAGAACUAAAACAAAUCUGGUAUUUGAAUCAUGAAGAUUAUUCAACUACAUGUCAUAGUUAACAAGUAAAUGUGUGAUGUUUUGCAAACUCUUGAUACUAUAUUGCUAUAUUUUAGUCUUCUUUAAGGUUAGAUAAGAAGACUGUCAUGAAUGUGUGUCACUGCCUUUAUGUUAACUCUAUUUUACAGCGUCACAAACAGAGGAAUAAAAAAUGUCAAAUCUAA